GAAAUUGGUUAGUUGGUUGGUUAUCGUGCAAUUGUGAAGACGUCUGAAAGGAUAGAAGAGAAACCACAUGGUUUCAGAAUUAUACACCGAGUAAUCCACGAACAGCCGGAACCUCUUGGGCAUUAUUAGUGAGUUUUUAAAAACACAAAGAAAAUGCGCAUCUUAGUGAUUUUGAUCGGGGCGCUCUGCCUCCUGAACGCUGAAGCAGUCAGAGAACGAAAAAGGCCAUUAAUGAACCGCAGAGGAAGGUUUAUUGGAACUCAUCUAGAUCUGUUGGGAGCUGCAUCUUCAAUCUUCCAGAAUUAUGCGAAUAGAAGAAUAGAUGUAGCAGACGCCGAGGAUGUAGAAUAUGUUGAUGUCUCGGAUGAUGAAUCUAAUGAUGAUGAUGAUAUUGAUGAUCAUGAUGAUACUGUCGAUUAUAUUGAUGAUGAUGAUAUUGUGGAUGAAGCUACUGCUGAUAAACUGAUCAGUGCAUCUCCUGAAGAUCUAAAAGAAUCCGACACAAUAAGGAGUAUGGCAGAAAAUUUAGACAUUCUUGAAUCUUUUGGCGAAAAGAUUAACAAUAAGGAUACUGAAUCCUAUGAGGAUCCACGAGAACAGUCCAACUCUUUGUACACAAGUGAACAGGAAGGAACUCCUGAAUCCCUAGUCUUUAUCUGUUCUGAUCCUCUCAACUGCCCUCCUCCAUACGGAUAUCCUGGUUCCUAUGGACCCCCUCCACCUCCACCUACACCAGCUGUUCAAGGAUAUAAGCCAGUAUCCCCUCCCCCUGGCGUAUGGUCGUACUUAGGACAGUACGGUGUACGACGGGGCAGUACAACAGCCCGUCCCUCCCCCCCUCCCACCUACUAUUUAGAGAAGGGACGUCGAAGAUUCGGAAACCAGUUAGGGUACCGGAGCCUGUAG
Molecule: messenger RNA, 906 nt
Organism: Eurytemora carolleeae
Lineage: Eukaryota; Metazoa; Arthropoda; Copepoda; Calanoida; Temoridae
Product: serine/threonine-protein kinase rio2
Exons: 10
Coding region: 154-906 (250 amino acids)
Source: RefSeq, a predicted model, not a curated record